AUGUCGACCCAGCAGGCUCCCUUCAAGGCGUCGCCCCUCUACUUCUCCCCGGUGUCCCCCAGCCACCAGCCGGCUCCUGGAAAGGAGGCCUACGGCAGACUGUUGAGUGGAACCGCGUAUGUCUUUUGCAGACCACAAGAGUUCCCCGUACUAACUAGCCAGACCUCCGGAUGGGGCCAACCCAAGAUUGUUCCCCGCGCCGAGCUCUCCCUUGACCCUCUCGCCGGUGUCCUCCAGUAUGCCGUCACCUGCUUCGAGGGCAUGAAGUGCUACAAGGACGAGGAGGACAAGCUCCGUCUCUUCCGCCCCAUGAAGAACUUUGACCGUCUCAAGCGCUCUGCUGCUCGUCUUGGUCUUCCCUACGACUGGGACAACGAGGAGCUCCUCGAGCUGCUCUCCAAGCUCGUUGCUCUCGAGAACCCUAUCGUUCCUAAGGGCGACGGUGACAACCUCUACAUCCGUCCCACCAUCAUCGAGACCUCCGAGUCGUUCGGCAUCAAGGAGGAUGCCUACGCCAGCAGCGCGCUCCUCUACAUCGUCACCUCUGCCAACCUCGGCAAGGGUCUCUACUCCUCUGCUGAGGGCCCCGGUCUCAAGCUCGAUGCUUGCGACAAGUUCAUCCGUGCCUGGCCCGGAGGCCACGGCUCCUACAAGCUCGGUGCCAACUACGGUACCGUGUCUGUUGCCAAGAAGCCUGGCUUCCAGAUGUCGCUCUGGCUCCACUCCGACGGCAAGCAGCACUACAUCUCUGAGGCUUGUGCCAUGAACGUCUGGAUCAUCAAGAAGGCGGCCGACGGCUUCCUCGAGUUCACGACCAUGGGUCUCGACAACGGCAUCGUCCUCCCCGGUGUCACGCGUGCGUCGAUCAUCGAGCUCCUCCAGGACCACGCCGACGGCAAGGCCGAGUUCCCCCUCCCCGGCAUGCCGAAGAACAUCCGCGUCGUGGAGCGCGACAUCCCGAUGGCCGAGAUCGUCGAGGGAUCGCAGGACGGCUCCCUCGUCGGCAUGUUCGGAUGCGGCACCGGCGUCGUCGUCACCAUGAUCUCCCUCAUCCGCUACCAGGACAAGGACUACGAGAUCCCCUCCAACCCCCUCAUCAAGCUCAUCCGCGACGCCAUGACUGGUAUCCAGCGCGGCAAGGUCGAGCGUGGUGACUGGUCCUACGUCGUCCCUGAGUGGGACGGCACUGCCCGCGAGCACGACACGGACGGCCAGAAGGUCUACGCUUAG
Molecule: messenger RNA, 1230 nt
Organism: Trichosporon asahii var. asahii CBS 2479
Lineage: Eukaryota; Fungi; Basidiomycota; Tremellomycetes; Trichosporonales; Trichosporonaceae
Product: branched-chain-amino-acid transaminase
Exons: 6
Coding region: 1-1230 (409 amino acids)
Biological process (GO): L-leucine biosynthetic process; L-valine biosynthetic process
Cellular component (GO): mitochondrion
Molecular function (GO): branched-chain-amino-acid:2-oxoglutarate transaminase activity
Source: RefSeq, a predicted model, not a curated record